Molecule: messenger RNA, 3588 nt
Organism: Calypte anna (Anna's hummingbird)
Lineage: Eukaryota; Metazoa; Chordata; Aves; Apodiformes; Trochilidae
Product: thaicobrin-like
Exons: 3
Coding region: 280-858 (192 amino acids)
Molecular function (GO): protein binding
Source: RefSeq, a predicted model, not a curated record
UCCACCAGCAGCUCCAGGGCAUGGGAAGCAGUCAGCAAAGGGAGGGGAGGUGGAAGCUCCAGAGGGUUGGUUCCCAGGGACAGAAGGUGCUGGAUUCCCAGCUCUGCUCUGCAGGCCACCCAGCACCCUGCUCCCCAGGACAGGUUGGAAAUGCUGCAUGAGCUGAGUUCAGCCAAGAGCUGAGGAGGAGGCUGGGGGAGUGGAGAGCAGCACCCAAAACCUCUCCUGGUGUCAGCCUGGAAUCCUGCCUCCCUUCUUGUGGAUUUUCUGCAGACCAAGAUGGAGAGAGAAGAGAUGGAGAUCUUGGCCAAUGAAGUAGAGGAGAUAAAUGGAACAGGUAAUGUCACCCUGGACCCAGACACUGCCAACCCCUUCCUGAUCCUGGCUGGUGACCAGAGAGGGGUACGACGGGGGGAGGAGUGGAUGUCACUGCCCAACAACCCCCAGCGCUUCGAUGUGGAGCCGUGUGUGCUGGGACUCCAGGCAUUCACUGCAGGGAGACACUGCUGGGAGGUGGAGGUGGAAGAGGCAGGGGACUGGUGGGCUCUGGGGGUGGCCCAGGAGUCUGUCAGAAGGAAGGGGAGCCUUAGUUUUACCCCCCAGGAGGGAAUUUGGGCUGUGGGGCAGUGGUUUGGACAAUAUUAUGCUUUCACCGAUCCCGACUGGACACCCCUGUACCCCGCGUGCCUCCCCAGGGUUAUCCAGAUCCACCUGGACUUCACAGAGAAGAAAGUGGUGUUUGCUGAUGCUGAAAGCAAAGCUCAGAUCUUUGGGUUCUGCCUGGCUCCCUGUCCCAGCCAGGCCCUGCACCCCUGGCUCUGGGUGGGGAUGGGCUCCUGGCUCAGGCUGUGCCCGUGACAUGGAGGGAGCAGGGGUGGCACAGGGGGGCUGGAGAGGUGAAAACCAUCAGCUUGGGGUUUGGUGCUGGGAACUGGGAGGGUUUGUGCAUCCUGCUGGCUUGAUCCUCACCUGGUUCCUCUGGCCAGCAGGUGAGAGGACUGGCAGGGCAUGGAGAUGGAUGGCACCAAAGAGCCUUCUGCAUCCCCUCCCACCCAGAGCUGGGACUGCAGAGGGCACCGAGCUUUGGGGCAUGGAGGGGCUUAGUGCCAGGGUGUCCCAGGGCAGAGACGUGGUAUAGAGUGUCAGGGCUGAGCUGCUCUGUACAAAGCCAUGAAAAUACCUCAGGCUCAAACUCUUUAAAUGGUGCUGGAGCUUUUUUCAGUUAAGCUUAACUAUUAUGUUUGGAAAAAAAACCCAAACACAGCUGGAUGCUGGAGCUCAAGAUAAUAUUUAUCUCCUCCACACAUCCAAUGCCUCUUCUUGAGUUAUUUCCAGCUCUUGCUGAUGUGAGAUGUGCAUUGAGCACGUUUCUUACUGCAGAGCCAUGGACAGGGAGCCAGAAACUGAGAGGUGUCUGGAGGCCCCAGGUGAGCCAAACCCCACAGAUCUGUUCCCAUCAAGAUCUCCUUGUCCUCACACAGACCAGACCAGUUCAGGUGGCAGGAACCUACAAAGACCACGGAGUGCAGCUGCCUGAGCACUUCAGGGCUGCCCAAAAGUUAAAGCUUGUUAUUAAAGGCAUUGCCCAAAUGUCUCUUAGCCCCUGACAGGCUGGGGGCACUGAGGACCUCUCAAGGAAAGCUGUGCCAGUGUCUGAGCACCCUCUCAGUACAGCAAUGCUGUUGGAGCUCCUCAUCACCCCAGGGAAAAGGGGCUGAUGGUGCCUGGGUCCCUUCCUUGGAUGAGAGCACGGGCUCCAGCUCAGCCCAGUAUCUCCCAGCACAGCCCAGCAUCUCCCAGCACAGCCCAGCAUCUCCCAGCACCCUGCAGCCAAGGGCUGGGCAGGCAGCAGGGCAGACCCUGGUCCCAGGAUCCUCUGGAAUUGCUGCAGGCAGCCUCACCCCCACCCUCUGAAGAGGUCAGAAAGAUGCUCGUGGCCCAAACAUCACCUCCUUUGGCCACACCUGGGCCCACAGCACCCUGGGACCCAGCACACAGAGCUUGCCUGGGCUCCUCUGGCCUCCCAUCUCCUCCAGUAAAAAUACAACAGCCCAAAGUUUCUCUCACUUUUAUUUACAUGAUUGCACAGCCCGUUUCCCCAGGACACUGGAACGUGGUGGGUCAGACCCUGAUUUCCCACAUCCACCAACUGAACAUCUCCUCUGGGGAGGAGAAGACUCAAAGGGUCCCUUUUGGGGCACAUGCAACAACUCCAAUUAUUGGCAACUCUGGUCAAGACAACGAAGAUGAGAGUGAGGCCACGGCCACACAGCAGCACAGGGCCAGGUCCCAGCUGCCCCCAGGCAGGGCCUUUUGGCUUUCACAGUUGCAUAAUUGGAUCAAGAGUGGAUUUAAAACCCGAGCACUGGUUCCACCAGGUCCUUCUCAGGGGAGGGCACAUCCUUUGCAACCUGCCAGAACUGGAUGUGUCACACGACCAAGGUUCUGGGAAGCAGCUGAGGCUGAGAAGGUUCAACUAAACUCCCAAAUUUUCCUUCACUGGUGACAGGGGGUUUGCUGGGGAGGGGCUGAGGGCUGGGGGACCCAGGACAAGGCACAGAGCAGUGGCACAGCUCUGCCUGCCAAGGGCUGGGGGUGUGGAAGGAGCUUCAUGGCUGGCGUGGAGCAGGACAUGCAGGGACCACAACUCCAGCUGGGCUGAAGAGUCCCCUCUGCACCACAACCCCCCAGGAGCACCAGGGGCUAAGUCUCCCCUGCAAGAGAGGGAAAAGGGAAUGAGGCCGUGGAUCCAUGGCAGAAGGGAAGAGACAAGCAGGGGGGCUGGCAGAGAGGUGAGCUGAGCAGAUUCACCUCCUGAUCAAAGGAGAUCCCCAUGCUCAAACCCAGCUCAGCCCAGCCCACAGGAGCCCACAGCUGGGCAGAGGCAGCUCCAGAUGUGCUGGAAAGUCACUGAGGAGCACAAGAACCCUGGGACAGGAGAUGAAGGACUUGGCUUCAGGCAUUGCUGCUCACCCCACCAGCAACUUCCAGCCUACAGCCAGGACCAGGGGACACACAAGGAAGAAGCAUCCUGGGAUGCAGCGAGGGAGAGGGACAUGCACAUGGUGCUUUGAAUGCAAGAAAUUUCAGCUCUCAACCUACAUGGGACUGAUCCACUCGGAUACAACAAAGGAGCAGAGAGACCACGACUCACUGGAAGGACACAGGGACCUUGGAGCCUCCUUCACCACUGUGGGACUGAGAGCCAAGGCUCAUGCCAAGCAGCUGCACACACAUCCCUGGAGCACCUGGCAGGGCUGCAGGGAGAAAAGGACUAAAUUCAGAGCCAGCGUCAGACUGGGCACUCCAAGAGAGGAUUUUGUUAGCUGGAUGUGCUGAAGGAUGCAGGAGCAACACCAGCCCCCCAGGAGAAGGGAUGCAGAGCCAAUUUGGGGGGGGUUUCACUAGAAGACAGGGAGCAGGCAGGCAGCACUCUCGGGGUGAACCAAAUCCCAGCAGCUCCUCCAGCUCCUGCUGGGGAAUGUGCAAAUAAGGCGCAGAGACAGCCCAGACCUCCUGCAUCUUGCCAAGAGGCUGCAGAGCACAGCCUGUCCCAGGAGGGAUGUGUGUGACCAACAGAGAGGUCCA